AUGGCAGGAUUCAGCGAUGCGCCCUUCGCCGAGAUCCUCGCCGUGCCCGCCGUCUGCGUGCUGACCGCCUUCCUCAGCUACUUCUCGCAGUUCGUCUUCAACACCACGGCGCUCGACCCGGGCCCGCUGUCCCGCAACGAGAGCGUCGUCUUCAACACGCUGCUGCUGUGUCUCUGGUUCAGCUACUUCCGCGCCGUCACCAUCGAUCCCGGCCGCUUCGUCUUCGAGGAGCAGGUGCUCGACGCCGACGGGCGGUGGUGCAAGAAGUGCCAGGCGCCGAAGCCCCCUCGCGCGCACCACUGCCGGCACUGCAAGCGAUGCAUCCCCAAGAUGGACCACCACUGCCCCUGGACGCGCAACUGCGUGUCCAUGACGACGUUUCCGCACUUUCUGCGCUUCCUUCUCUACGCAAACGUGUCGCUGUGGAUGCUGGGAUACUUCUUCUGGCAGCGCUUCUACGCCCUGUGGGAGACCCGGCACAUGCCCGCGCACCUCGGCCCCUCGCUCUUCGCGCUGAUAUCGCUCGCCAUGACGUCCAUCAUCUGGGGCGUCACGACGCUUGCGCUGGGCCUGAUGCUCCUCACCACGCUGCAGGGCUGGGUCCUCAAUCGGACCACGAUCGAGGACAUGGAAGUCGACCGGCACGAGUCCAACAUCCGCAACGGCAGCCGCGAGUGGUGGGACGUGACGGGGCCCGACGGCGAGAAGCUGCAGUUUGAGGAAAUCGAGUUCCCCUACGACGUCGGCUUCUUCGCAAACAUGGCCCAGGCCAUGGGCACCGCCAACCCGCUGCUGUGGCUGCUGCCCCUCGCCGGCAACCCCCGCCUCAGCAAGACCGGCACCGGCCCCGGCUGGACGUGGGACGAAAACGGCUUCAACCGCAAGUUCGGCAUGUGGCCGCCUCCAGACCCCGAGAAGCUCCGUCGCGCCGGCAGGGACUGGGAGUUGUCGCGGCGCAACUAUGAUACGGAGCUACAGGAUGCUGGGCUGAGUCCUGAGGAGCAGGUCGAGGCGUUCAGGAGGCGUCAGGAAGAAGACUUGAAGAGGAGAAACAGACUAAUGGCAGAGCUGGAAGAGAUAGAUGAGUACGGCUCAGACGGGGAUCAUGGUAGUGACAAGGGAAGCUAUCGGAACGGCUGGGUCAACAGAGACGGAGAGCGUCUGCGAGACUAUGGCGUUGAUGAAGACACAGAACAGCAUGACGAAGACGUCCCCAUUGCAGAGCUGCUACGACGCAGAAAGGGGGCAGCAUCAUACAAGGAUGAAUAA
Messenger RNA from Trichoderma virens Gv29-8, 1269 nucleotides. RefSeq lists its product as uncharacterized. Bases 1 to 1269 code for a protein of 422 amino acids. NCBI's taxonomy places the organism in Eukaryota, Fungi, Ascomycota, Sordariomycetes, Hypocreales, Hypocreaceae. Gene Ontology annotation, cellular component: endoplasmic reticulum membrane. Gene Ontology annotation, molecular function: protein-cysteine S-palmitoyltransferase activity. The transcript has a single exon. The record is from RefSeq and is a predicted model, not a curated record.